AUGGACAUUCUCGAAUUAAUCCAUACUGAGGGCCAUCAACAUGAUUCGAGACCUUUCCGCUGUGCCUGGGACAACUGUGGCAAAGCGUUCUCACGCCGAUCUGAUCUAGCCCGCCACGGUCGCAUCCAUACUAAUGAGAGACCAUUCGUAUGCAAUGAACCCGGCUGCACAAAGUCAUUUAUUCAACGGUCUGCCCUGACAGUGCACCAACGCACUCACUCUGGCGAGCGACCUCAUAUGUGCGAGCAGCCUGAAUGCCAGAAGCGCUUCAGUGAUAGCAGUUCACUUGCGCGUCACCGUCGCAUUCACACUGGCAAGCGACCCUAUAAGUGCAAUAUCGAUGGCUGCGGCAAGAGUUUCUGCCGCAAGACCACUUUGACAAAACAUCACCGCAAGGAGCAUGUUAUGAUGCGCCGCCCUGCUGUCUGGCGUGGUGAUAUUGUGGGAGCACCCAUGCUUGAGAACGAGAUGGUCCAUGCACACGCGCACGGACAUCCACUCCAGGUUCACAUUCCGGCUUAUCCUCAGAGCAUGUCACCAGUCCACACACCACCUCAUGAGGGUUCGCUCUCUCCUAUCUCGCCACUCUCGCCUAUGACCCCUAUGACCCCAAUGGCCUCAAUGAACUUGAAUCCCAUGGAUCCGCUUGCACAGUUGCAUCCAAUGAUUCAGUUGGAGCACACUCACGCCAAGGCUCAACAUCAACAACACCAUAUGCAUCUACCACACCCACACCAACAUCAGCACUCAGGUCAGCCACAGCAUCAUGUUCAAGAACAUCACUACAUUAAACAGGAGGAAUAUGAUCCAUAUCCAGGCCAAAUCUCUGCCAGGCCUCCACACCACCAUCCUCUUCAACCUCCUGAGCUUGGUCCCAAUUACCAGCAUUUCUUGGCCCAUCUGGGUUCCCAUCCAGAUAUGAACGGUGCUCCCACUACAGUUGACUAUCAACGUGUAGCAGCCCCUCCAAGUACUAUCCCCAUGGAUGCCACCACCUUUUACCAAUCCUACUACUAA
Molecule: messenger RNA, 1017 nt
Organism: Lobosporangium transversale
Lineage: Eukaryota; Fungi; Mortierellomycota; Mortierellomycetes; Mortierellales; Mortierellaceae
Exons: 3
Coding region: 1-1017 (338 amino acids)
Biological process (GO): regulation of transcription by RNA polymerase II
Cellular component (GO): nucleus
Molecular function (GO): RNA polymerase II cis-regulatory region sequence-specific DNA binding; DNA-binding transcription factor activity, RNA polymerase II-specific
Source: RefSeq, a predicted model, not a curated record